CCUCCAUCCUUUUUUUCCUCUCUUCUCCCCGCAUCCUCUGCGUCUCUCCCUCCUCCCUCUGCAGCGCCGAGCCGGAGGAAUCCUGACCGGAGGUCGGCCUCGCCCUCCCCUCCUCGCGCGCGCGCCGCCGCCGCCGGGAAGGCCGGCUGGCGAGGUAGUCGAAAAAUAUCGCCUCUGAAGGUCAGCACUGAGGCAUGGGGGAGUGCAGUGAGCACAGGUGUUGGGACGAGCUACUACCGGACGCACUGGGCCUCAUCUUUCGCAAACUCUCACUCAAGGAUGUGCUCACCGUGGUGCCGCGGGUUUGCAAAUCCUGGGGGCGGGUGGUUGCAGGGCCUUACUGCUGGCAGGAGAUCGACAUCCAGGAGUGGAGCCAGCAGCAGAGCAAGCCGGACCAGCUCAAGCGCAUGGUUCGCAUGCUCGUCGCCCGAAGCGGCGGCUCGUUCCACCGCAUUAGCGUGUCCGGCCUGCCUGGCGAUCCAUUGUUCACCUUCAUUGGGGACCAUGCACGGUCACUUAAAACCAUGGAGCUUCCAAGGAGUGAUAUCAGCGACUCCUUAGUGGAAAAUGUUGCGCCAAGAUUGUCCAACGUUACAUUCUUGGACAUAAGCAGCUGUACUAAGAUCGGUGCUCGUGCUCUAGAAGCAUUCGGCAAGCAUUGUAAAUCCCUGAUCGGACUUCGGCGAGUCAUGCACCCUACAGAUGUUGUCGGUAGGGCCAGUCAACAUGAUGAGGCUCGUGCUAUUGCUUGCAAUAUGCCAAAGCUCCGUCAUCUUGAGAUAGGGUACAUGCUCAUUGCAACGAAGGCUGUUGUUGAGAUUGCCUCUCAGUGUCAUGAUCUCAAAUUCUUAGAUCUGCGUGGCUGCUGGAAUGUUGACGAUAAACUAUUGCAAGAGAGCUAUCCUGGGCUGAAAGUCGUUGGCCCCUAUGUGGACGACUGCUAUGAGAACAGCUUCUGGGAGGAGUGUUCCGAUGACUCGGAUGAUUCCAUCUAUUGGGAGCUCAUGGAUGAUGAUUAUUAUGCGGCGGGGAGCGAUGACGAGGGCAUAUGGGACGAUGGUCAAGGUCUUGAGGGCUUAGAAGUAAGGUUUUAUGGUGGUGGAUUUAGUGAAAGCCAUGCUGGUUUUGAUUGGCCGCCAUCUCCAUGAAAGCUGCAUCAAGAUCUUCAGAAAAGUGCCUGUGUAUUCCUGCUGCUUCCUCUUAUGUGCUUCAAGUUUUAAACAUCAGCUUCCUUAGUACUAGUAUGUGCUUGUAUUUGUGUCAUCCCCUAGCUUGCAGAUAUUUGAAGCCAACUAUCUGGUAGUAUAAAAUGUUUGGUGUUUAUACAUAAAAAAUAGCAACAUGGUCUGGUAGUACUGAAACAAUGUUGCUACAAAUUUGUUUCAGUACUAGUAAUUUAUUUCAGAGGUUUUCCAUGCGCCUGUAAUCCUGUACUAGUUCUCUUUUAUACUGCGGUUCUAUGACUUCUACUACUACUAUCUCCCUUUCUAUUGGACAAGAUGUGGCCUGGUAUGCCAGGGACUACAGUAUUGAAGGUGUA
Molecule: messenger RNA, 1540 nt
Organism: Oryza sativa Japonica Group (Japanese rice)
Lineage: Eukaryota; Viridiplantae; Streptophyta; Magnoliopsida; Poales; Poaceae
Product: F-box protein FBW2
Biological process (GO): SCF-dependent proteasomal ubiquitin-dependent protein catabolic process
Cellular component (GO): SCF ubiquitin ligase complex
Molecular function (GO): protein binding
Source: RefSeq, a predicted model, not a curated record